This is a messenger RNA of Pantherophis guttatus, 3373 nucleotides long. The record is from RefSeq and is a predicted model, not a curated record. NCBI's taxonomy places the organism in Eukaryota, Metazoa, Chordata, Lepidosauria, Squamata, Colubridae.
AUGAAGCCGAGUGUGGCAGAAAUGCUGGAGGCUGAGAUUGCUAUGUCCUCGUUUCGAUUGUUCAAAGGUUCCUUGGUCAUCCGGCUGGCUGGCUGCUUUCCAAAAACAGGCCUGGCUCCCCUGGAGGCUCAUUUCCCAGAGAACUUCCUUCAUGGCCAUCUUCAUCCGAGAUCUUCAGUUCUUUGGCCCCAGCCUUGCAAGAGAAGCAACCAGGCCAGGAAAGAAGGGCUCCCCAUCAACCUGAGGACUGCUGGAAGCCAGGCCAUAGAAGGAAGGCGCUGCUUCCAGAGGCCAAAGCUUUUCCCUGGACAGUCGGGCUCUGCAGCUGCAACAGCCAGACCAAUCCUCACGGCCCUCAUCAUGGCCUCCGGCAGCCCCUGCUGGGCCCUCUUGCUGCUGCUCCUGGCAUUUACUCUUGAGGAGGAGACCUGGGCAGAGGCCCCUUUGACCGGAGGGCCCAAGCUGCCAGGCCCUGGGCAGCAGAGGUUUCUGGAUGCACAGGGAAGGAACAAAGGCAGGGGAGGGGGGUUCAUCCUGAGCAGGGAGGGAAGCCCCCACGCCAGCAGGGGGACCCAGCUGACCACAGUGAAUGAGCCCCAGGACAAGACCAAGCCAGCCUGGCUGCACACCCCAUGCCUGCCUGACCCUUGUGGGCAGCCACCCUAUUGCCAGACCUGGAUGGUCAAAGUGACUCUCCUGGGGGUGCUGGGACUUCUGGUCAUGGGUGGCAAUGGGCUGGCUAUUGCGGUGCUGGCCUCCUCGGUGUCUGGCUGGAGCCACAGUAGCCGCUUCAUGCUGCUCUCGCUGGCUGCGUCGGAUGCCGCUCUGGCAGUCCUGGUGGUGCCCCUCAACCUGUACCAGAGCCUGGAGUUGGGGCCAGCAGCCCCCAAGGAAGCUGCCAAAGAAGAGGCCGUCUACUGCCGGGUGGUGGCCUUCAUCAACUCCAGCCUCUUUGGGGCCUCCCUCUACUCCCUGGCCGGGGUCUCCCUGGAGCGUUACGUGGCCGUCUUCUUCCCUCUCCACUACUGCCGCCUCCUGAGCCCCAGGCGGGUGCUUUUGCUCAUCGUGGCUGCCUGGCUCCUGCCCGCCCUCCUCCUGGUGCCACUGGCCAUUCCGGCCCCUGUGGCCGUGCUCCAUGUCCGCUUCUCUGCGGCCGCCCUGCUGUGCGAGCCGGACUACGGCUCCAACCCCUUCUACUCCCUCUGGCUGGCUGGCACCAUCUUCUGCCCAGCUGCUGCAACCAUCGCCUUCACCAACAUGCGCCUCUGGCUAGUGGCCCGUUCGCAGCGCCAGCGUGGAAAGGACAUGGGCUUGCUAGGGAAGGCGGGGCGGCCCAAGAGGCUUCGGAUGCUCCAGCUGGAUGCUGCCGCCCGAGUACUGCUCCCGGUUGUGUUCGCCUUCUUUGUCUGCUGGGCCCCUUGCAUAGGCACCAUCGUGUACAACUCAAUCACCCAGGAAAGAGUCCCCGGCUGGCUGGAAUUUGUUGCUUUGUGGCUCCCCAUUGGCAGCGGCUUCCUCAACUGCUUUGUCUACUUCUGGGUCAACAGGAACUUCCGGCACAAAGUCCAGAAGGUUGGACAAAAGCAUUGCUUGACCUGCUGUCCAACCGAGCAGGACCUGCGGCUGCAGCACCUCCACAGCAUCUCUGCUCAGGUGAGGAUGGAUUGUGAACCUCCCGGCCUUUCCCCAGAUUGCUCCCUUGGUGUGUCGCCUUCCAGCAAUGGCCUCCCUCUUCCCCUGCAUGGCUGAUCACCUGCAGGAAUCCAAUCUGGUCUUCUUACGGUGAGGGGGUUUGUAGCUCUUAAAGGCCCCUCGCUUCCAGGGCGUUUGUGCAACUGAAGAACUAUUUGUCUCCUGGAAGAUCUCGGACUCUGGAAGGUAAUUCAGGAAAUGGAUCUAUCAAGUCAGUUGAACUGAAAAUAUGACUGCAGCCCCCUCCCCUGCUGGCCUCACUUUCCAGACAGACUUCUGCAGGACCAUCCAAGGACAUAGGUCAGUGAUGGGUGAUGGAGAAGCAUCUUGCCUGAACAAGGUGGGCUCUGUACCAGGCCUUCACGGGGGAAUGUGAGAAACCAGCCUCUGGGGAUGAUCUGGGAGCAUCCGGAAUAAAAUAGAUCUCCGGGGUGAGCAGUUCUCACAUCUUGCCUUUUACACUCUGCCUUCCCUUUAAUGACCAAUUUGUUUGCGAUACCAUGAAAAGAAAACCAGGGCCAGGAUUUGUAAGACAACCUCACUCGGUUUUAAUUCCCUUGUUUUAGUGGCUGGACUUUUGCUCUUCACUGGAGAUUUAAGAGAAGGUUUUAGCUGAUCCAUGGACUCAGCCACAACAGUUGGCCAGACUGGUCCCUCCGUCAACUGAAGGGGGUGGGAAGCGGGGGGCUCCUCUAUUGUAGAAACAUGCAUAUCUGUCUUUUGCUGAUUAGCAUUCAUUAUGUUAUGCUAAUCAGUUUCCUGAAAGAAGAAAGCUAGAAGUUAUGAUUGUGAUUUGCCCUCCUUGGUAGUAUUUUAGGACAUCCCCUUGGUUGGGUCCUCCUCAUAUCUUGGGAAAUCUCCCACCUUUCAGAAGGUCGGAUGGGGUAAGUUCCAAGACCCUUGAGCCUCUUUGGCCUGGGACGUCCAGCUUUCCCACACUGUCCCAUUUUCCUCGCCCAGUCGGCCCUUCCUUCCUCGCCUCUUUAGUAGUCUUUCCCUGUGCUCCCUCCUCCAUUUCCUUUUUUUAUAUUCUGAGCUUUUAAUGACACAGGCUGAGAGCAGAGAUCUAGUUGGGACAGAUCAAAGUCUAGUCUUUGUUUUUCCUGCCCCCAAUUUAAGAGUAAUGGUUUGUUUUGUGUGCUGGGAUGGAAUAAAAUGCAGCACGAGUGACCUCGGGGCCUGGUCAGAAGAGCCAAGGUGGUGGACGUGGCAGAGUGAGUGGCUGAAGCUUCGCCUGUUUUUAUGGGUGCCACAAUAGAGGCAGCUUUGCUCGUCUUGACGUUUGGACCUCACUCUGCCAAUGCCUUGGAAAGGCAGGCAGGGCUGCUCUGGUUAGGCCAGGAAUUCUGCCAUGAGAAUGAAUUAGCCAGCCAGCCAUCACCAAAGCAGCCCCCUCCCUUGGGCUGCCAUUGCCACUCUUCCCAGCUGGCACCUGCAUCUCGCUGGGCUAGAAGGGACGAGCGCCCGACGUCGCUGGGGUGAAAAGGUUGGGCCGAAAUGUCAGCCGUGGAGAAGAGGCAGUUCAUGGUGGCAUGUCAGAACCUUUCAGUUUUUCUUUCUGCCCACCCACCCCUGGUCCUCCUCCUGCCUUCCCUUCGGGUGUCUUUCCCAGCCUUGAUGAUUAUGUGCAGGAUUCAUGAGAAAUACCUUUUAUCUCCAUCCAAAUCUGCCUUUUUUUUUU